UCUUACAGAUAAUUAGAACGCCACUCACCCAAUCAGAAUUUAGAAUCAGAACUGUCGGUUUUAUAAUUGGUUCAUUUGUAUCUUCAUUUACUAAAUCAGUUAAGCUCAGUUUAUAUAAACCUCCACCUGAGAGCCGUCCAGUCACAGGCCGCUGUUCGCUGUGAGCGCGCGCGCGCAUUACAUACACACUCGCUUCAUUUGACAAAUACAAGAGCAACAGUAGCCUCCCUCCGUGACUGGAGAUCUGAGAGAGCAGCCGCCCGCGCAUGACAGCAUCGCAGCGUCCAUCUGAGGCGAUACACAUAUGUUCGACCGAUUGAUUUCUCUGUCAAGGGCUUAUAAUAUGUGUAAAGGUGACGGUUCAGCCACAAGCCAGGAAUGAAGACGUGAUAGACGCAUCUACUCACUGACUGGGCAUCGCGUUUCGAAGACGAACGUGAGCUUCGGCCGUUUGGACAACAACCGAAUAUAUCCGAGACAGCCGCUGUCGUAGCUCUUUAAACCUGUGGGACACCGUCUUGCUGCCAAUUCUGUUUAUAGACACAUUUUUAUUGCGCUGUAGCCUACUGUCAGACGCGUUUCUCAGUAUGUCAGUUUAGUGCGCUUGAUGCUUUGCAUGCAAACCCUUUCGUGAACUUACCAGAUAAACACAGUUUUACCUCGUUCCUGUAUCGAAUGUUGUUUACUUUUGCAUUAUGUAGCUCCAGGCGUUUUUACGAAGGUAAUCUACAUGUUGUCUUGAACUAAUAAUGGUAGAUGAGGCUUAUGGAGAUAUCAUCACGGGCUGGAUGGCGCACAUCCCCGCGCUGUCGUCCCCAGACCGGGUAAAGUGAACGGCAAGGCUUUAAAACCUUCUCACGUCAAACUGCACUGACACUUAAAGGCUUAACGAUGUCUAAAACGCUGAAGAGGAAGAAACACUGGUCCACUAAAGUGCAGGAGUGCGCUGUGUCGUGGGGAAGCGUUGGGGAGUUCGGUGAUGUUGUGGAGAUCCUCGGAGGCGCAGAGCUCGGGGAGUUUCCUUUCCUCGGUCAGAUGAAUUUAGACGUGCUCGUGUGUCACGUCGGGAGACUACCGUACUACGGGGAUGUGUUAUUGGAAGUGAACGGGACACCUGUCAGCGGGCUGACGAACCGAGACACACACGCGGUGAUCCGCCACUUUCGGGAGCCGAUUCGAAUUAAGACCGUAAAACCAGGUAAAGUGCUGAAUGCGGAUUUGAGGCAUUAUCUUAGUCUGCAGUUCCAAAAAGGAUCAAUCGACCACAAACUGCAGCAAGUGAUUCGAGACAACCUGUACCUGCGCACUAUUCCAUGUACCACCCGGCUGCCCAGAGAUGGGGAGGUUCCAGGAGUGGACUAUAAUUUCAUCAGCGUGGGGGAUUUUCGCAUCCUUGAAGAGAGUGGAUUACUGCUGGAGAGCGGAACAUAUGAUGGUAACUUCUAUGGCACUCCCAAACCUCCUGCAGAGCCCAACUUGGUUCAGCCUGACCUGGUCGACCAGGUUUUGUUUGAGGAGGAUUAUGGCACCGAAGUCCAACGAAAGCGAACAACCUCUGUCAGCAAGAUGGACCGCAAGGACAGCGUGGUCCCUGAGGAAGAAGAGGAUGAGGAGCGGCCACAGCUCCCAAACGGCAUUCCAGAGAGGACAGAGGAGUGGAGGAAAGCUGUGCCCAGCUACACUCAGUCCAGUGGUGGAGGCAGCUCAGGUGGCAGUGGAACACUGGAAGUCCGCACCUGGAGCUCUUUAGCCAGAGACGAAAGCCUGGAGCCCCUGCCGUACAACUGGGAAAUGGCCUACACGGAGACGGGCAUGGUCUACUUCAUAGACCACAACACAAAAUCGACUACGUGGUUAGACCCUCGUCUGGUCAAAAAAGCCAAGCCCCCUGAAAUGUGUGAGGAUGGAGAACUUCCAUAUGGUUGGGAGGAGAUUGAUGACCCGCAGUACGGCACAUACUACGUUGAUCACAUAAACCAGAGAACCCAGUUUGAAAAUCCGGUUCUAGAGGCCAAGAGGAAACUCGGUUUGGACACUGCAGUCACAGCUCAGACCCAACAGAGGGCAGCACCUCCUCCAGGUGGAGCGGCUGGUACGCCCGGGUUCACGCGGGACCCGACCCAGCUGAAGGGGGAGCUGUAUCACUCGGCUCUCAGAAAGAGCCAGCAGGGCUUUGGUUUCACCAUCAUUGGUGGAGACCGACCUGAUGAGUUCCUGCAGGUGAAGAACGUUCUUGCUGAUGGCCCGGCCGCCCAGGACAACAAGAUGGCCUCUGGUGAUGUAAUUGUGGAAAUCAAUGGCACACUUGUCUUGGGCAAGACCCACGCCGAUGUGGUCCACAUGUUCCAGUGCAUCCCAAUAAAUCAGUAUGUUGACAUGGUCCUCUGUCGUGGAUACUCGCUUCCCCCCGACGUGGAUGCGGACAGUGAGGACCUUCCCCCUCCACCUCCACCUCCAUCAGGAGAGAUCGUAACCGCCGUACCCCUCAUCAAUGGCCAGCCACUGCUGGUCAAAGGUGACGCCCUUCACGGCUCCUCCCAGGAGCUUCACUACGUAACCACAGAUGCCAGUGGGCGGCAGGUGGUCGCUGCUCUUCCAGGGGGCAGCAGCAGCAGUGCCGAGACGGGGAUGCUGCAGCCGGAGCUGGUGAGCGUGCCAAUCGUGAAGGGACCUGGAGGAUUUGGCUUCGCCAUUGCAGACUGUCCUCUGGGGCAGAAGGUGAAAAUGAUCCUGGAUGAGCAGUGGUGCCGAGGCCUGUUGAAAGGAGACGUGAUAAAAGAGAUUAACAGGCAGAACGUGCAAACGCUGAGUCAUGCCCAGGUGGUGGAUAUACUGAAGGACCUCCCAGUGGGCAGCGAGGUGAAUCUGUUAGUGUUGAGAGGAGGUCACACAUCGCCUGUGAAGAGUUUAAGACCUAGACCGGGGUUGAGUGCCAGCACUGAGACUCUGGACCGUUGCCAUGACAUCAUGGUUCCCCAGGCUUUGACCUAUCACUCAAACACACUGCCAUGUAGCUCUCCAAAACAAGAUGCUUCCCUCCACUACAGCAAACCCAAAGCCUUGCCGGAGAGCAUAGCACCUCAUUAUAAAGAGUUGGACGUGUUCAUCAAAAGAGAUCAGGAGACAGGCUUUGGCUUCCGUGUGCUUGGAGGAGAAGGUGCAGAACAACCAGUCUACAUUGGUGCCAUCAUUCCCCUGGGGGCGGCAGAGAAGGAAGGGCGUCUGAGGGCUGGAGACGAGCUCAUUGGUAUCGAUGGCAUCACUGUGAAGGGGAAAUCUCACAAACAAGUUCUGGAUCUGAUGACUAACGCAGCACGAAAUGGACAAGUGUUGCUUUCAGUGCGCAGGAAGGUCAUUUACAGAGAUGCCCUGGAGGAUGUUGGGAGCGGAGCGUUGACCCUUGUGAAUGGCUCACCUCGGCUUCCACGUAUCCAGGUGCCAAGCAUCAAGGACCAGGGGUCGUUUGAUAUCACGCUCCAUCGUAAAGAUAACGAGGGCUUUGGCUUUGUCAUUCUCACAUCGAAGAGCAAACCGCCACCUGGAGUGUGUGUUGCAGUGAUUCCUCAUAAGAUCGGUCGAAUAAUUGAGGGCAGUCCGACUGACCGCUGCGGACUGCUGAAUGUGGGUGACCGCAUUUCCGCUGUGAACAGCCAGUCCAUUGUGGAGCUCUCUCACAAUGACAUUGUUCAGCUCAUCAAAGAUGCGGGGAACUCCGUCACACUCACCGUGGUUCCUGAGGAUGAGUACAAAGGCCCGCCCUCAGGAGCCAGUUCAUCCAAACAAAGUCCAGCACCGCAGCACAAGUUUCUCAAAUCCACUCAGGAUGAGAGAUAUAAUUUGGAUAUGGAUGAGAUCAGGGAUGAGCUCAUACGGACAGAGUAUAAAGCUCUUCCCAUGAGUGAACAGGGAGCACUGUGUGUUGCCAACUCCAAACAGGGCUGUAUUGCAGUAGAGUUGGAGCGCGGACCUCGUGGUUUUGGCUUCAGUCUGAGAGGAGGAACGGAGUAUAACAUGGGCCUCUACAUCCUGCGGCUGGCUGAGGACGGCCCUGCUCUACAGGACAGCAGGAUACACGUAGGAGAUCAGGUAGUGGAGAUCAAUGGAGAACAAACGCAAGGCAUUAGUCACACCAGAGCCAUUGAGCUGAUCCAAGCUGGAGGAAACAAAGUGCUACUGUUACUGCGACCGCAAGCCCUCUUAUCAGAGAACAGUUGUGUAAGCUCCUCUACGGUGUGCUACUGCCCCCAGGAGCAUCAUCACUAACAGCCUCUUUUCUUCUAGGUCUUUUAUUCUUUGGUAAUGGGACUUUUACUACACUUUCUUUGCUCCCUAAUUGCUAGUGUUU
Messenger RNA from Carassius carassius (crucian carp), 4345 nucleotides. Its product is annotated as membrane-associated guanylate kinase, WW and PDZ domain-containing protein 3-like. The transcript is spliced from 21 exons. Gene Ontology annotation, cellular component: cytoplasm. The record is from RefSeq and is a predicted model, not a curated record. Bases 892 to 4263 code for a protein of 1123 amino acids. Lineage: Eukaryota; Metazoa; Chordata; Actinopteri; Cypriniformes; Cyprinidae. Gene Ontology annotation, biological process: signal transduction. Gene Ontology annotation, molecular function: protein binding.